Molecule: messenger RNA, 609 nt
Organism: Gossypium raimondii (Peruvian cotton)
Lineage: Eukaryota; Viridiplantae; Streptophyta; Magnoliopsida; Malvales; Malvaceae
Product: CENP-B homolog protein 1-like
Exons: 1
Coding region: 1-609 (202 amino acids)
Cellular component (GO): nucleus
Molecular function (GO): DNA binding
Source: RefSeq, a predicted model, not a curated record
AUGGCUUCCCAUUUGAAAGGUGUAAAAAAGUCUACAUUGACAGAUGAGAUGAGAAAAACAUUAUGUGCGUACAAAAAUGAGCAUCCCUCUUCAAGUCAAAAAGAUUUGCAACAGUGGGUUCAACAAACAUUUGAUCUCUCUGUCAGCCAAUCAACAAUAUCAAAUACUCUUAAAAGAUCAUCUGAAUAUUUGUCAAAAGAUAUAAAUAAUAGCAAUGUUAAAAUGCACAAAUUAGCCAAAUAUCUCAAAUUAGAGAAGGUAUUGUAUGAGUGGUUUCUCCAAUAUCAAGAGAAAGUAAACAUGACUGAAGAAAUUAUUCAAACUAAAACAAAAGAGUUUCUGCAGAAAAUGUAUGGUGAUGCAAAUUCCGAAUUUAACUUCUUAAUUGGUUGGCUAGAAUGGUUCAAGGUAAGACAUGGGAUUAAGUCUUAUAGAAGAUUUGGUGAAAGUGGUUCAGUUGUUAUGGAGAAUAUUGAAGAUGCUUUACCUCAAAUAAGAGCUAAAUUGAAAAAUUUUGAUUGGAAGGAUAUCUAUAAUAAUAUGGAUGAAACAAGCAUAUUUUAUCGUUUGCAAGCAGAUCAUUUACUGGCUACAAAGCAAUUAGAAUGA